UCUCUCUUUGUCACUAUGGGUUUUAACCUACGAGAUCUAUACACCGUAGCUCAGUUUAUAAAGUCCAGGUGUGGCGAUGGAUUAAAGGCUGCAGAGGUAAAAAAGGAUAAAAACUAUGUUUUUUUUGAGGUGGAGAUUCUGGAUUCAAAGAAGUUACAGCUUUGCUUUCUGGACAAGGUGGAACCCAAUGCUACCAUAGGAGAGAUCAAGUGUCUGUUACACAACAAUUAUCCUAAAUGGUAUCCAGCCAGACAGGCCCUCACCCUCCACCCUAAUGGAAAGUCCCUCAAAGAUGAUGAGGUGUUAGAGAAUCUUCCGGUGGGGACGUCAGCAACCAUGUUCUUCCAUGACCUGGGCCCUCAGCUGGGAUGGACCAUGGUGUUUUUAGCUGAAUGUAUCGGCCCUCUGUUCAUCUAUCUUCUCUUCUUCUUCCGACUACCAAAUAUCUACCUGACCCAACAUGACUACACCACCAGCCCCCACUCAGUGGUCAAGUUGGCCUGCAUGUGUCACUCUCUCCACUACAUCAAGAGGCUGGCGGAGACCAUCUUCGUCCACCGGUUCUCGCAUGGUACCAUGCCUUUGGAGACCAUCAUGAAGAACUGUCUGUAUUAUUGGGGAUUUGCUGCCUGGCUAGCUUAUUACAUCAACCACCCCCUCUACACAACCCCCACAUAUGGGAAUCUUCAAAUAAAUAGUGCACUGGCAUUGUUUGUGCUAUGUGAAGCUGGAAACUUCUCAGUCCAUUUAACUCUCAACAACUUGAGCUGCACUGGUUCCAGGCCAAAAUGUAUCCCUUACCCCACCAGAAACCCACUGACUUGGCUUUUCUUCUUUGUGUCGUGCCCCAACUACACCUAUGAGGUGGGAGCAUGGCUUGGUUUUAGUGUCAUGACCCAGUGUGUCCCAGUGGCAAUAUUCACCUUUUUUGGCUUCAUCCAAAUGACCGUAUGGGCAAGAGAGAAGCAUCACAUCUACACCAGAGAGUUUACCAACUACCCAGAGUUAAGGACAGCCAUCAUUCCACUCUUCCUCUGAUACAAGCCUUCCAGCCAUCAGUCAGCCAGUCAGCCAGCCAGCCAGCCAGUCAGCCAGCCAGCCAUCCAUGCCCAGCCAGGGUGACAGUGGAGGAGGGCAGUAACUGGAUACAGUGUCAUAUCAAUCAGCUUUGUGACAGCUGCUCAGAAUAGUGCUGUAGGGUAUCUGCCAAGCCAGCUCUCAGCCACAUCUCUUAUGACCUAGGGUAGCUUCAGCCUACAGGCUCUGCUCCACAGUCCCCUCCAGCGGACCCCCGUGUCGAAACCCUGUAUUGAGGGGACAGUGGGAGGGGCUGUUUACCACACCU
Messenger RNA from Hypomesus transpacificus, 1345 nucleotides. RefSeq names its product very-long-chain enoyl-CoA reductase-like. Gene Ontology annotation, biological process: very long-chain fatty acid biosynthetic process. Lineage: Eukaryota; Metazoa; Chordata; Actinopteri; Osmeriformes; Osmeridae. The record is from RefSeq and is a predicted model, not a curated record. Gene Ontology annotation, molecular function: oxidoreductase activity, acting on the CH-CH group of donors. The coding region runs from base 16 to 1038 and encodes 340 amino acids. The transcript is spliced from 12 exons.